Messenger RNA from Linum trigynum, 8876 nucleotides. Lineage: Eukaryota; Viridiplantae; Streptophyta; Magnoliopsida; Malpighiales; Linaceae. The record is from the annotation of a GenBank genome assembly.
GAACAACACCUUUGUUCGUUAUUUCAAUUUUCGUUAUUUCAUUAAUACAAGAAGUCAAAUGUACAUUCAUUGUGUUCAAACACCAGUUUUUCCUCGCUGGAAAACACCAACAAUUUAAACAUUUCGUACAAUCACCUAAACGGAAUUUAGUAGUAUAACUACUAUUUGUAAUACAAUGUACAAAUUAUUAGGGUGGUCCAUUUGCUUAAUAAUGUCAAAGUCCAACCUCGGUUAAUGCACACACCCAAACCUCAAAAGCCCCUAUCUAAAAAAUUGACAAAAAGAAGGGUGGAGACCUCUGGAUUUGGUGAUCCAUAUGUGACCAUCAUUAGUCAAUACACAAUUCAUUCUCUUUUGCAUUUCCAUUUUCACCUUUUUACUUAACAAUGAUAAUCUUCCCACUUCUCUUUUCCAAAAUCCACUUUUCAAAAAGUCGUUUCAUGGGUCAUGCACUAACGAGGAGAUCUCAUCUAACUAUGCAUGAUCACUAAAUAAAUAAAAGAAACUAUAGCACGGAAUGUACACACAUGAUGAUGAUGAUAGGUGUAUCAAAAUUUUCAAAAGUGUGUAGUGGAAUACAUGCUCCCCAUUUUCUUAUGUAGCACCAUACAUUUGACCCUAUGCUUUCUACUAAUGAUCAAAUGAUUGAAUUCUCAAAAAAUACACCCUGAAAUUUCGAUUUUAACCUCACACCACAACAUAACAUAACCUUUUGAUGACCUCGAUUGUCAACAGACCCGAUAACGCGCAUUUUAUUACGAGAAUAUAACAAAACUGACUUCAAACUGCGAGUACUAUUAUAGCAAACACGACACACCUAGUGGGUCUCGGUUGAAUUUAAAGCUCGUGUAAUGUCCUUAAUGGUGUUUGAGAUGGCGUAGAGCAGAAGGACCAUCAACUGUAGAUGCUUGCAGGAGGCAGUGGAGAAGGUAGAUUGAAGUCAGAAGGGCUACAACCUCCCUUAUAUUUGAAAUUACAUGUAAAAUUCAAAACAAAUUUAAGAACUAGAGUAGUAGGUGAUGGCUUAGCCUCCCCGCUCCCAAUUAUCACGAUUCAAAUCAGCUUCACUCAUUUAGAUAUCUGACUCCAUCACUGGCUAGAGGUAGGGCGCUCGACUUGAGAAAAGCUCCUUCGAGACUCGACUCGUUUAUUAACGAGCCGAGCAUGAGCUAAGCCUUGUUCAGCUCGUGAAGCUCGUGAGCUAGCUCGACUCAGUGGCUUGUUGAGCUAAACUCGUGAGCUAGCUCGUUUAGAGCUCAUGAGAUGUCUCACAUGCAUUGUAGCUAUCGAGCCAACUUGAUUACCGACUUAUGGGCGCAUCGACCUAUAUCUUUGAGUUUAAUUCAUAUGAUUGUUAAAUUAUAUAUCUCACCCAAUAUGAAGUUUAACACACUGAUCAGUAUGUGAGCAAAUAUUUAUUAUUUUUUAUUUAAAAAAGAGAUUGUAUAUCACAUAUUGCUCCCAUACUGUUAAAUAACAUUAUUUGGUCUAUUUAAAAUUUAUUAACUACAUAAUAUGAUACCAACAAAGUAAAAUAUGAGAUUAGUUAAUAUUGAGCAUUUGACUAUUAUUAAUUUUUUCAUCAUGACAUCAAUCACAUGUAUCAUACAUGGCAUUCAAAAUGAAAUAUCAAAUACGACUCAAUAUUUUACUAAACAAACCUAGCUCGAGCUCGACUCGACUCAACUCGUUAAUAAAUGGCUCGAGCUCAGCUCAACCUGGAGUAAAACUCGGCUCGACUCGCCUCAUUUGGAGCCCUAAAUAGAGGGGAACUCUAUAUCGAUAAAAAAACUGACAUGGAAUCAGCUACAAACUCAUACAUAUCAAAAGAUAGACGAUUCUUAAUCGUAUAGUUAAAACGGCAAUCCAGAUCCAGGAAGAAUCAAUUGCAGACUUAUUAAUAAUCGAGAACAACUUCCUUUCGUAAUACGUCCCCAUGGUUUACUCACCCCAUAUAUAGAGGUAGCUAUAUAUAUACAUGGAGUCACGUUCUUUCAUAGCUUUACUCAUUCAUUAUUUAUUAUUUCGUUAUUGAUGUGUGUGUGGGUUUUUGUCCUGUAACGUAACACUUGCUGGUGCAUGUGAAAUGUUGGCGAGACUUUGAUCGCUCGAUCGAGACAGAGACUGAUGGGAAGAGGCCCGGCCGGCGUGGCUCAUAGUAUUGCAUGUCGACAAAGCUAGCUGACGGAAAGGGGCAGGGGCACGAGACUUAACAAAGCUUUCAUUUUGGAGGAAUUUGGCCAUCGUUUUCAAAUGGGAGAUGCGUUUGGUUAUAUAUGAACGACAACAAAAUGCAGGCAGCAAAUGAGCUUAGCUACUAGCUAGGGUUUUGUUUUCCGAUUUUUGUUAUCUCAUGGACCAUAAGUUUAUGUGGCAUGGAGACACCCUAAUGUGAGCAUCAUCAUGAUUCAUGAACUCGCGAUCGGGUUCGUGAUGAGUUCAAUCAAUCGUUUAAGUUGUUAGGGAUGCCACGUACAAAUCGAUUUUUUCUCCAUGUUGUAGAAGAUAGGUUGUUAUAGGUAGUGGUUAAUGCAUGGUAAGUACGAACUAUGCACUCAAUCAAUCGAGGAGUUCUGCACAACUUCUCCAAUUUGGCUGCUGCACGUGCUGAUACGACUGGGCGCGUAUGCAUAUACAUACACAUGCAAGCUGAUGUACGUUGUCUGAUUGCCAGCUUUCAUAAGCAUUUUUCAACGAUUUUAGACCAACGCGAGUACAUCAAGUGUUAUUUAUAAAAAGACCAUUGGCGAUAUCAAUCUAAUAACUGGAAAUUGCAACCUGACGAUAUCAGCUCCUAUUACCCCACAAACUUUUUUUCAAGAUAGGUGGCUAGUGGUUGAUGGUACGAACUACAAGCUCUCCAAUCUCCAUUUUAGGCUAGUGGUUGAUGACACGAACUACAAACUUCCCUAAACACUUUCUAUCUCCCAUCUCACAUCCAUUUUAGUGUAAUUGUUAGUUAUAGUUUCCAUCUACUCAACUAUAGUGAAGUGAUGUAACAAAACUGUUCAAAGACCAAACAUAAUGUGACAAUAGUUAUCCUCUCUAACUCUAACACAUGAUCUCCACCGAUUCUAUCUAUCUCCCAUUCCCAUGUGCCUGUUUCUAGUCAAAUACAAUGAAUGGCCUCUGGGCCUGCCUGACUGAGUGACCUACCUGAACUUUUGUCUGUUCAAUUCCAACAACAUAUAAUAAAUUGCCGAUGUAUGCCUUUAGCUCAAUUAUUUGGUUAAUUACAUACAUGUCAAUCUUAAUCACCAUGAUUAAUGCUUCAAUUAUGCUCUGCAACUAUGUUCCACAGCUCUUAAACUACUGUACUUUUGUUUUUUUGCUUUACCUUAGAGCUUAAAAAAUGAAAUCAAUUGUUAUUAUUAAUCUAACUCCUGACGCGUUUUGGUCACUUUGUUGUUGCUAUUGAUCUUCUUUUUUCUUCUUCUUUACCAUCAUCAUCCCAUGAAAAGGUACCCGACAAUCAUAAUUUCAUCAAUGGUGUUUUCUUUUAUGAUAAUUGUAUUGACGACAUUGCCAUGACAAACAGUUUUAAGAGUUUCAUCAGUCUCUGGCUCUAGCUCCAUUGAAGACAAUUGUGAUCCUCCACGGUACAUUUGUGCCGGGCCGAUCAAUGGGUGUGCCGGGAGGCACUCCGGCAAAUGGCAAAGGACUCUAUCGUAGAUUUUUUAGUUAAUCCAGUCCUAUAUUACAUGAUGAACAUGUAUGAUUAAUUGAUUAUGGUUAUAAUGAUGUUUUUAAAUAUGUUAGUUAAUACUAUGUGCGAGUCAUUGGUUAAUUGAUUAUGGUCAUAAUAUGACUUCUUUAAAUUUACCGUGUUAUCAAGAUUCGAUGCUUUACAUUAGGACUAAUGUAUGAUACUUAUAUGACUUUGGAACUAGAUAAAAACUUAGAGGGAAGCUAGUUGAAAUGUGGAGAGUAAUAGUAGUGUAAUAUUAGAAGCAUAUUUACACAAACAACGACAACAAGGAUGAAAACAAUUAGGGUUCACAUGAAAGACUAUUCUCCACUCUCACCGUCCAUAUCAUCAUUGUCCCACCUCUAAAACACCUACAAACACCACUACUUCCAUUGUCCCCAAUUUUCCUUGUCCUUCAUCAUUGUUAUUUACUAUAUGUCACUAGGUGCCAAAAGAUUUCACCCUAUCAACAUAGAAUUAUAAGAAACUUGGAUCAAAUUUGGAUGUGGAUUUUAAUUUGAUUCAUUUAAAUUGAAUUCAUUGAAAUAGAUGCUCUGGUUUGACUUGAUUGGAUUGAAGGUAUGUAGUUUGCGAAUUCCACUUACACUACUGUUGAUUAUAUUUUCGUAAUAGUAUGAGCGAGCUCCGUGAUAUAUAAUUAAGAGACACGAAGAAGAUUUUUUUAUCGCACUUGUAGAGCAUUAUUCCAAGCGAAAUCAACAUAUUUUGUUUAAUGCAGCGAUCUACAUCGUCUAGUGUAUAAGACCACUCUUACUUCUUAAACUGAUCCAUCUAAAAGUUAUGAUUUACUAUCUUAAAUUUGAACCACACCACAAGGUAUAAGGAUAUUAUGCUCCUUGAUUGAGUUAACCAACCAACACUAAUGCCCUAACUAACAAAGUUCGAAACAAUAAUUUUACUCACCUUCCAUGCAAAAGCCAAAACUUAAUUUUCACUCCUACAUUUUCUUCCCCCUGUCAAAAUAACUACCACAACAGAGAAAAGUAACCAAACUAACUAACACAAAAUUACAAAACUGAAGGAAACCAAUAAAUGAACAAAUUCACUUUCUUCUUUCCCUCUCUCUAUCUAUCCCCCACGCGCAAACCACAUCACUCGCUCUGCUCUCCUUCCUCACAGUGCUGGACAGUUCAGAGUUGAGAGUACUACUAGUCCUCCAAAUUCGCCAUUUGGGUUACUGAAUCCCAUCUCAAAUGUACCCAAAAGCAGCCAUCUUUUAAAAGCUCUGGGUGUGCUUUCCUUUUUUCCUCCAAUGGCUUCCGGGUGAAUGGAUCUUCCCCUUUCUUCUCGACCGAAAGCAAAAAGGAAAUGUAAUGAAAUUUGUUUGUUUGCUUGUACCAUUAUUCCUUGCUUCCAUUCUUGGGUCGAUGCAUCUUCUUUCUUACGCACCAUUUUCCCAUAUUCCAUUGAUUUUCUCCACAGAUUCGCUUGCUCUCUACUUGGUCAGCUCAAGUCGCUAGCCACUUCCACUCAUCACUCGGAUCCGCUUCUCUUUCUCUGGUAAUUUCCCAUUUCCUGCUUGUCCUUUUGGGUGUUGGGUAGUUGCUUGAUUGGGCGUUUGGGAGCUGCUUAGAGCAAAUGGGUUUGAUUAUUAAUGGUGCUUGCUCUCGAAUAGGAAGUUCAUUUAUUUCAGUUUACAAUCUAGUGUGGCCAAACUGGGAAUGGGAGGAAGGUGGGGGAAGAUUUACACCUUACUUUCUUGAUUAGCUUUCACCACUUCCCUGCUUCAGCUGUAGUUCUUGCAGUUAGAUUGAGAUUUGUGCUUUUACUUUAGGUGAAAGCUUCAGUUUUGUCCUUUAUUGUCUUUCCAACUUCGGUUGAGUGCAAAUCAAGCCUUGAAAAUGGCUGAUGUGUUAUGUAAGUUUGAUCAAGUGGGAGUUAAUUAGUUAUUUGGUGAGAUGAAAAUGGUCAAUCAGUUUGAUUUUCCACUAUUUCUUUGAAUUAAGUAUAGCCACUGGUGUAGUGAGUUCGAGUUGCCUGAACAUUUUGCUUGCUUGAGAAUGAGGGAGUUUUGCGAAUGGACGGUGCAGAUUUAUCUCCCUUUGGAAAAAUGAGGAUGGUGGAGCUUUUGUGUACACUACUAGUUGUUCUACUAUCACUCUUGAUAAAUGGGGAAGCUGAGGUUUACAUGGUAAUGAUGGAGGAUGAGCCAGUCAUAAGCUAUAGAGGAGGCAUUCCUGGGUUUGAGGCAACUGCUGUGGAAUCCGAUGAAAAAAUCGACACGACUAGUGAGGUGGUUGCAUCAUAUGCGAAGCACCUCGAGGAGAAGCAUGAUAUGCUUCUCGAUAUGCUGUUUGAUAGUGAAACAUAUCAGAAACUUUAUAGCUAUCGACAUCUUAUCAAUGGCUUCUCGGUUCAUAUGCCACCAGAACAGGUAGAAACCUUAAGGCGUGCCCCUGGCGUGAUAUCGGUGGAGAGAGAUUGGAAAGUUCAUAGACUCACAACACACACCCCACAGUUUUUGGGCCUUCCUACUGGAGUUUGGCCAACCGGGGGUGGCUUUGACAGAGCUGGGGAAGACAUUGUGAUUGGCUUUGUGGACUCCGGCAUUUAUCCUCAUCACCCGAGCUUUUCAACUCACCAUGCUGAUCCAUAUAGACCACUUCCAAAGUACAAGGGGAAAUGUGAGAUUGAUCCACAUACCAAGAGUAAAUUCUGCAAUGGAAAGAUUAUUGGAGCUCAGCAUUUCGCUGAAGCUGCCAAAGCUGCUGGUGUCUUCAAUCCUGCAAUCGAUUUCGCAUCUCCCCUGGAUGGUGAUGGACAUGGAAGUCACAUAGCAGCCAUUGCAGCUGGAAACAAUGGCAUUCCCGUGAGAAUGCACGGUCAUGAGUUUGGAAAAGCAAGUGGGAUGGCUCCUCGUGCUAGAAUUGCGGUGUACAAAGCUCUAUACCGGCUCUUUGGAGGGUUCAUUGCUGAUGUAGUGGCUGCAAUUGAUCAGGCUGUCUAUGAUGGAGUGGAUAUACUUAGCCUUUCCUUAGGUCCGAACAGUCCACCAGCAACAACCAAGACAACGUAUCUAAACCCCUUCGAUGCUACCCUUUUGGCAGCUGUUAAAGCUGGUGUAUUUGUUGCUCAAGCGGCAGGAAAUGGAGGUCCAUUUCCUAAAACGAUGGUCUCUUAUAGCCCUUGGAUAACAUCCGUAGCAGCUGCCAUUGAUGACAGGAGAUACAAGAACCACCUCACUCUUGGAAAUGGAAAAAUCUUGCCUGGAAUGGGUUUGUCACCCUCCACGCGUCUGAACCAGACAUAUCCCUUAGUUUUUGCCAACGAUGUCUUGCUAGACUCUUCAGUUUUGAAGUACAAUCCUUCUGAUUGCCAGAGACCCGAGUUGCUGAACAAGAAGUUGGUUGAAGGGAAAAUCCUCCUUUGUGGCUAUUCCUUCAGCUUCGUUUCUGGCACCGCAUCAAUAAAAAAGGUCUCCGAGACUGCCAAGAAACUCGGAGCAGCUGGAUUUGUUCUUGCUGUGGAAAACAGUACUCCAGGAGCGAAGUAUGAUCCUGUUCCAGUUUGUACACCUGGGAUUGUCAUCACUGAUGCAACCAAAUCGGCGGAUCUAAUUGACUACUACAACAUAUCUACACCCAGAGAUUGGACUGGCAGAGUGAAGAGCUUCAAUGCUAUUGGAAGCAUUGGAGAUGGGUUGAUGGCUAUACUUCACAAAUCAGCUCCUCAGGUUGCAUUGUUCUCUGCUCGAGGACCAAACAUCAAAGAUUUCAGCUUUGGAGAUGCUGAUCUUCUGAAGCCAGACAUUUUAGCUCCCGGGUCUCUCAUUUGGGCUGCAUGGUCGCCUAAUGGAACAGACGAAGCAAAUUUUAUGGGAGAAGGAUUUGCAAUGAUGUCUGGAACUAGCAUGGCUGCACCCCACAUAGCUGGAAUAGCUGCUCUCAUAAAGCAGAAACACCGCAAGUGGAGCCCUGCCGCGAUUAAGUCAGCCCUAAUGACGACAUCCACAGAACUGGACAGAGCAGGAAGGCCUCUUCAAGCACAGCAGUACUCGGAAACAGAAGCCAUGAAGCUUGUUCGUGCCACCCCUUUCGACUAUGGAAGUGGUCAUGUCAAUCCGAGGGCUGCUCUCGAUCCUGGACUCGUCUUUGAUGCAGGGUACACGGAUUACUUGGGGUUCUUGUGCACCACUCCUGGCAUCAACGUCCACGAGAUACGAAACUUCACGAACAUGCGCUGCAACUACACCAUGGGCCACCCAUCCAACCUCAACUCGCCAUCUAUCACAGUGUCCCGCCUGGUGAAGACCUUCACCGUGACUCGCACAGUGACGAAUGUAGCUGAUGAGGAAGAGACCUACGUGAUCACUGCGAGAAUGGAGCCAGCGAUUGCAAUUGAGGUCAAGCCCUCAGCCAUGACUCUGAGGCGUGGUGCUUCGAGGAAGUUUACCGUGAGCUUAACCGUUCGAUCGGUGACUGGAGGGUACAGUUUUGGGAAGGUGACGAUGAAGGGCAGCCGCGGCCAUAGAGUGAGAAUCCCAGUUGUAGCAAUGGGAUACUGGCGAUAGAAUAAAGGGAAAUGCGAGUUUGGUUGGUUGGUUGGCUGAUGAGUUACGAAUCAGAAUUCAGUGUUCUUAAUAAUGGUCUGGGUUGGUUGGUUGGAGGUUGAGAUGAUAUAAUUCUUUUGUAUGUUGUACCAUUUGGUAAAAAUAAAGAACAAGAGGGAGUUAGUUAGGAAGAUGUUUAUAUAUCAAGUACCAUACUAUCAUUUAUUCUGCUAUUAUUACUAGUAGUUCUGUUGAGGGAGCUAGAUGUAAACAGAACAUAAAGGUGGUACCUUUAAGUUUUGAUAAUUUGGUGCCUAAUUUCUAUAUUUUACACUUUUGUGGCAUGAAAGUAGAAUUGAAGUAAUUAGAUUAACAGUGAACUUUACACUUGCGUAUCGAAAAUUUUAACUUAUUGGACACUAGGGGGCAGGGGCUUGUCAUUUGUUAUUUUCUUACAUGCAUGAUACAUAUCUUAACAAGAAAACAAUUUACCUAUAGGUAAAUAAAACUAAAGAUAAGGAAAAAAUCAAGUGAACCACCACGGAUUGGUUGCACAAGUUUGGACUUAGAAUUUAGGAGGUUUUGCUAGUUGUCACUUAUGUGCUAAUCUCGUAAUGGCCAUCGACAGAAUUCGUGUUCCGGUCUUAACAACUCUUGUGAUAAACUUGCCAGAUAACC